Molecule: messenger RNA, 3916 nt
Organism: Notolabrus celidotus (New Zealand spotty)
Lineage: Eukaryota; Metazoa; Chordata; Actinopteri; Labriformes; Labridae
Gene: akt2
Product: v-akt murine thymoma viral oncogene homolog 2
Exons: 14
Coding region: 535-1983 (482 amino acids)
Biological process (GO): protein phosphorylation
Molecular function (GO): ATP binding; protein serine/threonine kinase activity
Source: RefSeq, a predicted model, not a curated record
CCUCUGUAGCCUCGUACGUCACUUCCGUUUGCGGGGCUGCUGUAGUGUCUGUCUGGGAAGGAGGGCUUCCAGGCUGAGCAGGCGACUUACUGCAGAAAACCUACAAAAGGCAUUUUUUCUGUGCAGGGAUCGGAAGUUAUUUGAGACAUAAAAACACUAUUACCCGACAAGUUUGUACUUAGUGGACUAUUUCCCUCUCUGAGCCUCAUUACGCUUCAGUGAAGUGCUGCAGCAGCAACAGAGCAGCACGCCGCCGCUGCUGUUGUUGUAAGAAAACAAGUCCGCUAAGCUGUGUGAUCAUUGACAGAGUUCAGUACACACCAGCUUCGAGAGAUAACUUGUGGGAGCCUUUUGUGGACUAUCUCUUCAGGAUCCAACAGCUGGGGGUAUUUUGUCGCUGAAGUCAAGGUAUUUCACCGUAUAGGUUUUUUUUAUUUGAACCACCAUUGAGCACUUGACUAGUAGGAACCCUCUUCACGAUUUUAAACCAGCUUGUCUGCAGCCCCUUCCCAUCUCAGAGCGUUCUGCCCCAGCAUGAAUGAAGUCAGUGUUGUGAGAGAAGGAUGGCUCCACAAGAGAGGUGAAUACAUCAAAACAUGGAGGCCUCGUUACUUCAUUUUAAAGAGCGACGGCUCCUUCAUCGGCUAUAAAGAAAAGCCAGAGGUUUCCAGCGACCACAACCUCCCACCAUUAAACAACUUCUCUGUCGCAGAAUGCCAGCUAAUGAAGACGGAGCGACCCAGGCCAAAUACAUUUGUCAUCCGUUGCCUGCAAUGGACCUCUGUUAUUGAGCGCACCUUCCAUGUAGACAGCAAUGAAGAGAGGGAGGAAUGGAUGCGAUCGAUCCAGGCGGUGGCAAAUAGCCUGAAGAGUCAGCAGCAGGAUGAGGAGCCAAUGGAGAUUAAAUUUGGCUCACCAAGUGACAGCAGUGGCGCAGAGGAGAUGGAGAUUGCUAUUUCCAAAUCCCGCUCAAAAGUGACCAUGAGUGAUUUUGACUACCUGAAGCUGCUGGGGAAAGGGACAUUUGGUAAGGUGAUCCUGGUGAAGGAGAAGGCCACAGGGAUGUACUAUGCCAUGAAAAUCCUCCGCAAGGAAGUCAUCAUUGCAAAGGAUGAAGUGGCACACACAGUUACAGAAAGCAGAGUACUCCAAAACACACGACAUCCCUUUCUAACGACACUAAAAUAUGCAUUUCAAACUCAUGAUCGGCUAUGCUUUGUCAUGGAGUAUGCAAAUGGAGGAGAACUCUUCUUUCACUUAUCACGUGACAGGGUGUUCACAGAAGACAGAGCAAGAUUCUAUGGUGCAGAAAUAGUGUCAGCACUGGAGUACCUACACUCACGCAAUGUAGUUUACAGGGAUUUAAAGUUGGAGAACCUUAUGUUAGACAAAGACGGCCAUAUAAAGAUAACAGACUUCGGUCUGUGUAAAGAGGGCAUCACUGACGGCGCCACCAUGAAAACCUUCUGCGGGACCCCAGAGUACCUGGCACCAGAGGUUCUAGAGGACAACGACUACGGACGGGCAGUGGACUGGUGGGGUCUAGGUGUGGUCAUGUAUGAGAUGAUGUGCGGUCGGUUGCCGUUCUACAACCAGGACCACGAGCGUCUCUUUGAGCUCAUCCUCAUGGAGGAGAUUCGCUUCCCCAAGAACCUGGCUCCUGAAGCCAAGGCCCUACUGGCUGGUCUGUUAAAAAAGGAUCCCAAGCAAAGGCUCGGUGGUGGACCUGAUGAUGCCAAAGAUGUGAUGGGCCACAAGUUCUUCAUCUCCAUUAACUGGCAAGAUGUACUUGAAAAGAAGCUUAUUCCACCGUUCAAGCCCCAAGUAACAUCAGAGACAGACACGCGUUACUUUGAUGACGAGUUCACAGCACAAACCAUAACAAUAACUCCCCCUGAUAAGUAUGACAGUUUAGAUCCAGAGGAUUCAGAUCAGCGUACGCACUUCCCUCAGUUUUCCUACUCUGCAAGCAUACGGGAAUGAUCAAUCAGACUCAAGAACAAGCAGUCAGACUUACACACUAUCACAAUUCCACAUACACACUUGCACUGCAGGGGAAUUUUGAACAACACCAACAAAAACUGGCACAAGACACAUUUUCAUUUGAUCUUUGAUGCACGUAAACUCACAGACACGCACACAUACACACACACACACACAUUCAAAGGCAAAUCAGACAAGACGCGGAUCAUAAAGUGUGAAAUAAACACACAGGCUGAGAAUGACCGACCUCAGCAGGUUUGUGUGGAUCGACUGGCAGCUUUGUCUGUGUACAUCCUCUCAGGGCUUGCUUUAGGCUUCCCUGCGGGACCUCUGCUGCACUACACUGGGUACCACAUCAAAGCCUUGACACUUUGAAAUCCAGGUUAUGCCAGGAAGUACCAUCUCUCUACCAGCUGCGCCCAUGCUUCACACACUGACAUAGUCACUAGUUCAUGCAUAGACUGCAUAAAUAUACACACACACACACACACACACACACACAAAUGUACUUGAUAGAAUUUUAAUAGCGUGAUCAAGAAAAUUAGGAAAAUGAAAACGUUUUUGGGAAAAGACAAAUUUUUAUUUCAUCAGUUAAUGUUUUAAAUGUAAAGCCAUAUUUCUGCAUUUUCAGAUUAUUUUCCUUUUUUUCAACAAGUGCUCUUUCUGGAACUUGCUGUUACAAAUCAAGUGUGGGACUGUUCCUACAGUAAGGGGAAAUGGGAAAGGGGGGACGGGGAGGGUUGCCAUUUCUGUGUUUGCACUGCACGUGUCUGUAAGCAAAUGAGUGAGCGGAUGUGUAAAUGUACUGGGUGUGUGCAUAUGAGUGCAGGAGAAUGUAUGAAAACCAUUUUGAUUCCCAUCCAUCCAUUUGUGUCAGUUUUUAUGCAUGUCUUUAAACUUUUGCUGGAAAAUCAACCUGAGGACCCUACACAGCACACUUGAUGGCCUUUCUCAAAGGGAACAAGCAUGUAACUAAUGAUUGCUGUAACCAGCUUGGCACUAAAUUGACUCAGUCAGAAAUACAAACUGGGACCUAUUGCAUGACUAACCUUUGCUUUAAAAGCUACUUAUGCUAAACUCAUAGUGAUGCAGCAGUGAUGAGUCAUAGAUGCUGUGUCCAGACUGAUCUGCUGGUUGGAGGUGUAGCUGUAGGUUUUUUGUGCUAAGGACAGAAGAUCUGAGGAGAGAGACCUUUAUAGGCUAGAUGCUUUCCCCAGCUGUACCCAAAUCAACUUAAGAGACCAAUCACAGCCAUUCACUUUCCUCCAUCCAGUGAUCCUCACGCUCUAUCCCUAGCUGAAGAAGUAGGCACCGAUCUUUGUUUGUUUCCCAUUCAUCAUGUAAGUUUAAAACUGUUUUCAGAAAAUUGUUCCCGUAUUUAAAGAAUAAGAGUUGAUUUUUUGUGAAGUCUUUAUAAUGAGGCCAAAAAUUGACUGACAUAGUGGACAUUUAACACUUCAAAUGAUUCCACGUUUUGUUUAGAAGUUUUGAUUUGUGUUGUCGAUAAUGCUCUGUUGAGGCACUUAAAUCAGCUUUGUUGUAUGUUAAAGAAACCGUCUGCAGCCAACUGAACUCUGCUUUGCUGGUCAACCAACCUUUAACAUUCUGACUAACUUAACAAAACAUCCAUUGGAUUGUUAAGUUUGGAUGAAAUUCUGCACACUUUAAAUAAUGAGGGCACAUGACUGAGUUCUGGACAGCAUAUUUUAAAGUGCUCGUAUUGAUGCAAGCAUUUUGUAUUCCGUAUUGCUGGAAAAGAUGUUGGUUAUCUUUAAACCUCACUAAAGGAACAUCAAGAUCUUUUUGUUUCAUUUGUUUUUGAUUUUUUUCCCCCCUCUCUUUAUCGUCCACCUAUUUCUCCAACUUUGGAAGACACAUUUUCAUGUUUAAGUAUACAGUAUAUAAAGUAUAUAUAUUAAAAGUUUUUAAACUA